AUGUCUCCUAACAGCGACAAUGCCAUGGCCCGCUUCUUGUUCGCCAUCCUAAAGCAAAAGAACCUCAGAGACAUUGAUUGGAGCCAAGUUGCCGCCGAUCCCGUCCUGAUAGAGCCCAUCGCCAAUGGCCACGCUGCCAGAAUGCGCUUCUCCCGCUUUCGAUCCACAAUCACAGGCCACAAACCGACAAAGAGAGGCAGGCCAUCAGACAAGACCCGAAUCUCCAAGUCGAAGAAGGAGACACAGUCCAAGAAGGAAACGCCCAUCAAGCCAGAACCCGGCUCGUCAAGCAUCUCUUCGUAUCCUCUGUUUUCUCCAGAGUCUCUAGCAUCACUGACAUCUCCCUAUAUGGACGAUGCAUCCCCCUACCUCCAAGACGGCGAUGAUUUCAGCGGCCGCUUUCUCACGCCGUGUAGCGAUGACAUGGCUCAAGGACUGUCCAUCUCUCCUUCUGUCCUCCAAGACCUUCACCCUACGAAUGGUCUGAUGUUUCCUCCCCUGGACGGCAACUCCGAUUUCAUGAACCAUGCCGGUCAUGAUCACUCUUUCGAUGUUGCCUUUGACUUGAACCGAUUUGCCACAGAUGUCAACAGCCAGGGUGUAUCCCAAUCUAGUGGUUCCCAGCCUCUCGGUGACUGGGAUGACCGACACUUUUAA
This is a messenger RNA of Trichoderma asperellum CBS 433.97, 657 nucleotides long. RefSeq lists its product as uncharacterized. The record is from RefSeq and is a predicted model, not a curated record. Lineage: Eukaryota; Fungi; Ascomycota; Sordariomycetes; Hypocreales; Hypocreaceae.